Messenger RNA from Tricharina praecox, 2742 nucleotides. RefSeq lists its product as uncharacterized. The record is from RefSeq and is a predicted model, not a curated record. The transcript has 2 exons. Gene Ontology annotation, biological process: transcription by RNA polymerase III. Gene Ontology annotation, cellular component: transcription factor TFIIIC complex. Lineage: Eukaryota; Fungi; Ascomycota; Pezizomycetes; Pezizales; Pyronemataceae. Bases 1 to 2742 code for a protein of 913 amino acids. Gene Ontology annotation, molecular function: protein binding.
AUGGAGGAGUUCCACCACAACUUGAAGGCGGCACAUGGGUUCAAGAAGGGGCAGCGGCCGCGGGGGAGUAAAGGCGGUGGGCGCCGGGCCGUCGGCGAGGAGAACUUGUCGUUCGAGGUGAAGUCGCUGAUGGGCGAGGCGAACCAGGCGUUCGCCUUCAGCCAGCUGGAUAAGGCUAUGGGACUGGUCAAGAAAGUGAUCCAGAUCGAGGCGGGCGUGUAUUCGGCGUGGAAGAUCCUGGGAGAGAUCUUUAAGGAGAAGGGCGAAGACCACAAGUGUCUGCUGGCGUGGUUGACGGCCGCCCAUGCGAAACCGAAGGAUUGGGAGCUGUGGCUCAUGUGUGCCAAGAUGAGUCUGGAUCAGUAUGGGCCCGAUAAGCAUAAUUACCGCGACCAGGCUAUCUACUGCUAUAACCGCGCGAUCAGAGCGAACCCGGACAAUAUCGACGCCGUCUACGACCGCGCGCUAUUGUUGAAGGAGACGGGCCAACUCCACAAGGCGGCAGAGGGAUUCGGAAUGCUGAACAAAUUGCUGCCGAACGACAUGUCAAUUCUGAGGGAGAUUGCCGCCUUAUAUAUUGAGCUGAAGAAGAUCCCGCUGGCGAUCGAGUAUUAUACGCGGAGUAUCGAGUUUUUCAAGACCACCGGCAACACGGAUAGAACCUUUGGCUGGUCGGAAUUAAAUAUCCUCGUCGAGCUGUACAUGAUGUCGAAACGGUGGGACGACGCGAUCAAGGUGUUGAAGACGAAUGCCCGAUGGCUGUACGGAAGGGCGGAGGAGAAGUAUUGGGAAAAGCUGAACGACGACCGAGAGUGGGAUAAGACGGAUGCGCGACGGAAGUCGAUCCGAGAAUACGUGCGGGCACGGUUCGAUGAGGAGACGUACUCGCUCCCCCUUGAGUUGCGAGUAAAGCUGGGAGUUUGUCGGGUGUACCAAUCCAAUGAGAAGGAAGCCCUCGUACACUUUGAGUUCCUAAACGAGGAGGAUCCGGUCGAGUAUUACGAUGUGUUCCAGGAAGCGGGUGAUGCCCUCUUCGCAGCUAAGGCCUACGAAGAGGCCAUCCACUACUACUCGUCGGUGGUGGAGGGGACACAAUUCCUCGACAAGAAGCUGUGGUUCAACAUGGCCACCUGCUACAAGGCCCUCAACCAGGUUGAAGAUGCCGAGGACUGCUACGCCACCGUGCUGGAAGCAUACAGUAAGGACACCGACGCCAUGAUGGAGCUCGCCAGUAUCUACGAAGUGUCGAACCGGAAGGCGGAGGCGUUGGAACUCGUCAACGAGGUUAUCGCACUCCGGCGGGAAAGGGAAACCGCAGACAAGAACACUGCAUCGGAGAAACGUGCCGCCGCCGAGCCGAUUGCGCAGCCCGGAAACGAUCCCAUGGCAUUCUUCCCCAACCAGCCCGCGCCGCGUCGAGUUCGGAAGCGCCGGCCAGGUGCGAUCACCAACGAAGAGCGAGCUGAGAUGAACGCGAGGAAAACGGAACAGACGGCGGUCAAAUACAGGAAGCUCGAGUAUCUCCGUGCGAAAAUGGAGGAGGGCGAUACAGCAACCAUCAAGGACUGGCUCGACACGGCCGGCGAUCUGGUCGACGACUUCCGCAAUACGAAGGCGCUGUUUCCGUCGGAGAAGGGCAAGGCGUUCAAGGGAUUCAUUUCCACCGCGCAGCGGCGUGAAAAGGCAAAGGGAGAUGCAGAACAACUGGAGAGGAUGCAGCACCGUCUGGAGGAAUCGCUUACUUUCCAGGACGACCAGAUCGACACCAUCGCCAAAGACGCCACCACAUUCCGCGGCCUCGACUUUGAUACCUGGCUGUACAUCUUCAUGCAGUACGCGCUAUGUCUCGCCAAGUACGACAACUACCAGGACGCGUACGACGUGUGCAGCGUCGCCAAGGAAGCAAACGUCUUCUACCUCGACAAGAGCAAAGUCUUCACGAUCUGGACGACAUGGCUCGCGUGCGCGAUCUGGGUUCACGAUUCGGAGUCGUGCAGUACGAUCUCCCGAUGGUUCAUGACCACGUACCAGUUCCAGACCGAAGCAUACUCGCUGUUCGUCGGAUCGCUGACGAUGUCGCGUAACGGAAUGGAAGUGUUCCACAACAAUGCGAAUCAGAAGUUCUUGCUGAGGCAGAUCAAAAUCAUGGAUGAGAGCAUCGAGGGGAAGAAGCGCACCAAUGCCGCAAGUCUUACAAAUAUCGAUGAGGAGGGUAGGGAGUACAAGCCCGAGCGGUUGGACACCAAUUUGUUGAUGCUGUACGGACAUAUUCUUGCUAGCGGGAAGAGUUAUAUCUCCGCACUGAACUAUUACACGCGUGUCUUCACCGUCGCCCCUAAGAACCCCAUGGUCCUCCUCUCGAUAUCCCUCGCCUACCUCCACCGCAGCAUGCAGCGGCAAUCCGAAAACCGGCACAUGCAAGCGCUGCAAGCCAUAACCUUCCUCUACGAAUACACCGACACGCGCACUAACCCGCCGACACCUCUACCAGCGGCGGAGCAAGCAGCACUCGAGCAAGAAGUCUCCUUCAACGCGGCGCGCUCCUUCCACCACCUGGGCCUAACCCACCUAGCAAUACCUUACUACCACCGCUGCCUCGAGAUCUCAGACACAUGGGCGGCGCAGGGCGGCGUAGCGGGCGAUCUCAAGUGGGAGUCCGCAUACAUGCUGCAGAUGAUCUAUGUCACGAGCGGGAACAUGACGGAGGCACGGCGCGUUACGGAGCAAUGGCUAGUCGUGUAG